Fusarium redolens is the source of this 876-nucleotide messenger RNA. RefSeq lists its product as uncharacterized. The record is from RefSeq and is a predicted model, not a curated record. Bases 1 to 876 code for a protein of 291 amino acids. The transcript has 6 exons. NCBI's taxonomy places the organism in Eukaryota, Fungi, Ascomycota, Sordariomycetes, Hypocreales, Nectriaceae.
AUGCCCACCAUCGCUGAGCCUGCAGGUGAACCGCUUCUAAUGGACCAGGAAAACGACUUUAACACUUCUACAAAAGCUUUUGACCACGAGAAACAACCCGUCAGCACUGUCGAGUUCAGCUAUGACCAACAAGACGUAGCCGCCAGCGGACAGAGAGUCGGAAAAAGGAUGACAGAGAAAGUCGAUUCGCAUGAAGGAAGCAUGUCAGAAAGUACGGGUGGCUGGCAAAAGACCACAAGGCGCAUUAUUGACGCUUGCAAAGCUACAAUAUGCAGAACCGCGCUACUUAUUCCUGUGACAGAAGGGUUGGCACAACCCAAAUGGACUUGGUUCAAAAUGAAGCCACAACCACUCAAGGAUUUCGAAGCAUUUGACAAAGCAUCGAGAGGAUUAGGGGGUAGUCUAAGUCUACUCUUAUAUACCAAGGGAUGGUUUGUUGGUAUUAUCGUUGCAUUUCUUUUAAGUACUACGAUUGCCACAUCGACAAUCACAAAGUUUGCCGUCACGUACCUAUCGAAGUAUAUUGAGAAUAGAGACAAGUGGAGUGCAGAGGCAUGGAGAUUAGCGGAGAGCUGGGGGAAGGAUGACCCAGAAUUUGCACUCAUGAAUGGGCCAACUAUUGCGAGAGGGGUCAGACGAGGAAUUCAUAAUCUGGUGACCAAACAGAUUCCGUUUAAAGAACCAAAGUGCGCCUCGGCGAAUUGCGAAUGGUCCCAAUUCCGCACGCUCGCUAUAGGAUACGAGAUAACCAACGUCACCCACCUGAUCGAAGCCGAUAUCAAUUUUUACGAUGGUACUCUGAAUAUUACCUUCCUAAAUGGAGUUUAUAUACUACCAGGCAGAAGUCGUGCCAGAUAUACUAGUGCCCUAACCUAA